Molecule: messenger RNA, 864 nt
Organism: Paracoccidioides lutzii Pb01
Exons: 5
Coding region: 1-864 (287 amino acids)
Source: RefSeq, a predicted model, not a curated record
AUGAAACUUUACUGGCCAUACCUUCUCGUAGCCACGUCGUUAUUCGCACAUUCAGUCAUUGCUCUCCCACACCUAUAUUCCAAAAACCCUCAUCAGGAGGAGGUCGUGGAGCCGCCAGAGGAAAAAUACUUCCAAGAACCUGGCGGUGAUGAUAUUCUAGGCCACUAUGAUACGAGAUUUUUCAAAGGUGUGGUCACAGAGAAUGGACUGGAGACGUGGAUUGCGCAUGGGACAUUGUUGGGUUGGUGGUGGAAUGGGAAGGCUGUCAUUAUACUCCCCUGGGACUGGGAUAUCGACACCCAAGUCAACACUAGUACCCUCCGCCGCAUGGCCGACCAUUUCAACCACACCAUCUGCCACUAUAAACCUGACGCCAACCAGCCCAACCGCGACUACCUACUAGAUGUCAACCCGUACUCCCGACAACGGGAACGCGGUCAGGGCCAAAAUAUCAUCGACGCCCGCUGGAUCGACACGCGCAAUGGGCUCUACAUCGACAUCACAGGCAUUAGUGAGAUUAACCCAGAAACAGAGCCGGGAAUCCUCCAGUGCAAAAACUUCCACAAGUAUAAGAUAUCGGAUAUAUAUCCCAUGCGAGAUAGCAUGUAUGAAGGCGUCCCCGCUAGGAUUCCGUAUAAGUAUUAUGAAAUUUUGGUUAAGGAGUACGGGCCUAGUGCGUUGGUCAUUAAGGAUCAUGAGGACCACUACUGGGACCCAACUCUCGAAUUAUGGAUACCAGACGAGAAACGAAUAGCCGCAACAGCGAAGUUGACUCCCGAAGAGAGAAAAAUGAAACAAGACGACGACAAAAGGAUACGCGAAGAUGAGAUCAGACAGCUUUCUAAACAAAUGGGUCUUAUAUGA